Molecule: messenger RNA, 390 nt
Organism: Cinara cedri
Lineage: Eukaryota; Metazoa; Arthropoda; Insecta; Hemiptera; Aphididae
Source: the annotation of a GenBank genome assembly
AUGUUCGCCGCCCGUUUCCACAGUCCCCGUUCAAAACAACGCCUUGGCCGGGAUUCAAGGCCCGUAGACGGCAAGGGGCCGCGGCGCACGCCGCCGGCAACGGGGUCGGGCACGGUAAACCGUUUUCGUCCCGUCGGCCGUGCACCGCGCGACCGCGGACUCUGCGAGUUCGCGCAUUUUAUGCGGCGCGCCGCGGAUUUCGGUAAUCUGCAAUGUAACGCGGGGCUGCACGGGACCGGGACAUUUCGGCGAUUGGCUCCGGAGAGAAUUCAAACGCAUCGACCGAAAGUGCGGCAACCAAAACCGACCGUUGUUGAUCAGUUUAAAUCAAACAGCACCGCGUCGUGCGGCAAACGACCGGAACGGAGCGUGGCGAUUAAACCGUGUUGA